This is a messenger RNA of Dioszegia hungarica, 1089 nucleotides long. RefSeq lists its product as uncharacterized. Gene Ontology annotation, molecular function: antiporter activity. The coding region runs from base 1 to 1089 and encodes 362 amino acids. The transcript has 11 exons. Gene Ontology annotation, biological process: protein O-linked glycosylation via fucose; GDP-fucose import into Golgi lumen. NCBI's taxonomy places the organism in Eukaryota, Fungi, Basidiomycota, Tremellomycetes, Tremellales, Bulleribasidiaceae. Gene Ontology annotation, cellular component: Golgi apparatus. The record is from RefSeq and is a predicted model, not a curated record.
AUGCCUUCCCCCCAGGCCGAGGCGCCCUCACAGCUCGCUGUGCUGGGAGUGAUUGGAUUCUACAUGUUUGUGGCUAUCAGCAUGACGAUGCUGAACAAGCGUGUGUUGAGCUCCAAUCCCUUGCCAGUGUUCCUGCUCUUCUGUCAGUCAGCAGUAGCAGUGGGUCUCUUGUGGCUGGAGAACAAGGUCGGACCGUUCAAAACACCCAAAUUCGACAUGAAGAUAGCGAAGGCUUUGGUUCCGCUCACGCUUGUGAAUGUGCUUGGCCUCUGCUUCAACAACUACUGCCUGCAAUACGUCGAUGCAUCCUUCCAUCAAGUCGCCCGAGGCAUGGUCCUCCCUGCCACCAUCGUCAUCAGCAUGUUCGCCUUGAACCAACAUCCGUCAAGAUUGACCAUCGCUGCCGCCUCUGUAGUCACCGUCGGCUUCUUCUCUGGGGUUUUAUUCGAUCCCAAUCACGCAUCGUCCAAAGCAAGCGCGGCCGUAUCAAGCAGCGGACACGCCAACCUCGGCAUCAUGUUUGGCGCUCUGUCAAGCGUGGCUAGCGCUGGACACGCCGUAUUGAUCAAGCGUGGCUUGGCAGUUGUGAAUAACUCACCUAUGGCACUUUCGUACUACAAUAACAUCCUCUCUACGGUGUUUCUGCUACCACUCAUCGUUCUCUCUGGAGAGCUCCCGGGGACAGUACGGAUCUUCCAGGGCUUCGAGGCCAAGACCUUCAUCAUCGGUGCUUCCAUCACAGGCUUCUUUGGCUUCUUGAUCAGUCUUGCGGCUAUGCUGUCUAUCAAAGUCACAUCGCCAGUCACACAUAUGAUCUCCUCAGCGGUCCGCGGUGUCCUCCAGACAUUUUUUGCAGUCUACCUGUUUGGCGAUGUCGGCCGCAUCAUCUCGAUCUUCCUCAUAACCGCCGGCUCAGGUCUCUACGUCUAUGCCAAAAGCGAAGAAUCCAAGGCCACAGCGUAUCAGCCAGUCCCGCCUUCCUCGGACCCCAGAUCGCUCGAACGAGGUGUACCAGAAAAAGAGGUCGGGUAUGGAUUGGGGCUGGGGCUGGGGGAUGAGAAGGCGAAAAAUUCCAUGGACGGGAGAUAG